AUGUCUCCAGACGAAAUAGAGGAGCUCGAGCGACCGGGAUCGAUCAUGAAGGUCGAUCCUGAAAAGCUGUCCCUUGAGCUGACAUCUGAGACUGGAUGCGGUCCGCGUACGGACGACAGUGAGAAAGGUCCUCCUGGUGGCAUUGUUCAACGAAUAACAGCAGUGCUCGUGCAAUGGGGAGUCGAAACUAACGGUAUUGUACCCAUACCUGAAGAGGGACGGACGGACCCACGUCUUUACCAAAUUUUCUUCGUAUGGUUUUCGGCGAACGCGAAUGUCUUGACAAUGGCUGUUGGUACCGUUGGCCCAGCGUUCUAUGGGCUAGGCAUCAGAGAUUCUUUUCUAGUAAUAUUAGUUGUGGACGUUGUGACAAGCGCAAUUCCAGCAUACUUUGCCGUAUUCGGACCCAAACUCGGGACGAGAGGCAUGGUACAAUCCCGAUUCUCCUGGGGUUAUUACGGAGCAAGUAUCCCGAGUAUACUCAAUAUUGUGUCGUUGCAAGGGUAUCUGAUUUUGAAUACCAUUAUCGGAGGACAGACACUGGGGAGUAUCUCGGCGCACUUAGGUGCAUCCCUUGGUAUUGUCAUCAUAGGCAUCACAACCUUAGUGGUCGUUUUCAGUGGCUACCGUGUACUGCACUGGUAUGAAACAUAUGUAUGGAUACCAAACGUAGUAGCUUUGAUUGUCAUGCUUGGCGUCAGUGGAAAACAUCUUGUCAAUGCACCUCUAUCGAGUCCAUUCCCCACCAGUGCCUCCGCAAUGAUGACAUUUGGUGCGACCCUUGCUGCGACGGUGGUCAGCUACGCGCCCCUCACACCCGAUUACGGCGUGUAUCACGAUCACAAGGCCAGCACAGGACGAAUAUUCGCAUACGCCUACCUUGGACUUCUCGUUUCGAGCCUUCCCGUACAUUUGCUGGGUGCCGCUUUCGCCGCGACGGCGCUCUACGUGCCCUCCUGGCAAGCGGGUCUCGGAAAUGGCAAUAAUAUCGGUGGCCUCAUCGCGGCUGUUCUGAGUCCUGCGGGAGGAUUUGGCAAAUUUCUUCUAGUUCCACUGUCCUUGACGGCUCCGAGUCAGUGCGCUCCAGCAAUGUACACAGCGUGUACGAGCCUCAUGACUGUAUCUGCGAGGUUUGCGCGUAUACCAAGAUACGUGCUGGCCAUGAUAUCAACCGCAAUACUGAUACCCGUUGCAAUAGUCGGCUCUACCACAUUUUACGCAAUAUUCUCCGACAUCUUAGGCUUCAUUGGAUAUUGGAUCGCGCCGUUUUGCGCGAUCGUCCUCACGGAACAUUUCAUGUACCGCCGGAACCUGUGGACGUCGUAUCAUGUUCUCGAGGCAUGGGACCUCCCAAGCCAUCCCAAUCUCCCACGGGGAUUUGCUGCGCUAUCAACUUUCGUCAUCACGAUCGGUUUCAUUGUUUUGUGCAUGGAACAAGAGUGGUGGACGGGCCCCAUCGCACGCUCGGGGACAGGUGACGUAGGCAUGCUGCUCGGGUUUGUGGUUGGAGUGAUCGUAUAUGGGUGUGCGAGGGCAUUGGAGAGAAAAUGGGAAAACAGGAAUGGAGUAAUCUGGUGA
Fibroporia radiculosa is the source of this 1578-nucleotide messenger RNA. RefSeq lists its product as uncharacterized. The transcript has 12 exons. The record is from RefSeq and is a predicted model, not a curated record. Gene Ontology annotation, molecular function: transmembrane transporter activity. The coding region runs from base 1 to 1578 and encodes 525 amino acids. Gene Ontology annotation, cellular component: plasma membrane. Lineage: Eukaryota; Fungi; Basidiomycota; Agaricomycetes; Polyporales; Fibroporiaceae. Gene Ontology annotation, biological process: transmembrane transport.